CUUGACUGUUCGACCAACGACUACAUCACGACCUCGCCAAACCGCGAACAAUUCUUCACUUCGACAACUUUGCAAGGAGGGCAAGAUGUCGACAUUCGAGCCAGUCGUUGUUAUCGAUGGCAAGGGCCACCUGCUCGGUCGUCUCGCCAGUACCGUCGCAAAGCAACUGCUGAACGGCCAAAAGAUCGUUGUUGUCCGCGCGGAGGCCCUCAACAUCUCUGGCGAAUUCUUCCGUGCUAAGCUCAAGUACCAUGCCUACCUCCGCAAGAUCACUCGAUACAACCCUACCCGUGGUGGUCCCUUCCACUUCCGAGCCCCAGCCCGUAUCUUCUACAAGACCGUCCGAGGCAUGAUCCCACACAAGACUGCCCGAGGCGCCGCCGCCAUGGACAGACUGAAGGUCUUCGAGGGAAUUCCACCCCCAUACGACAAGAAGCAACGCAUGGUUGUUCCUCAGGCCCUGAGAGUCCUCAGAUUAAAGCCCGGUCGCAAGUACUGCACGGUCGGCCGAUUGGCACACGAAGUUGGUUGGAAAUACCAGGAUGUUGUUGCUAGACUCGAGGAGAGAAGAAAGGUCAAGGGCAAGGCUUACUACGAGAGAAAGAAGGUUGCUCGACGACAACUCGCCGAAGCACAGAAAUCAUCAAGCAGCGAGACGAAGCAGAAGUUGGCCGCUCUCGGCUACUAGAAGCGUUUCGCCUCCGGAAAAUUCUUUGCGAUUACCCUGCGAACUAUCUCCGAUUGAUAGUGUUCAUCGGACGGAAACGAUCGCAAUUGAGGCAUCCUAUCAAUUCGAGAGAAGACGUUACAAGUUUGUGGGUGAGAUGGCGGUACGCUGUGUGGUAUUGUCCUACACACAGUGGAGAAAGACGGGCUGGGCCAAUUUCGAAGUUGAUGUCGUGGGCAGUCAAAAUCAUUUUCAGCUGCUUGGGAAUAGAAUGCUCCCCAGCAAGGUGGGCUGUUAUGCAUGCGGAGUGAUGUGAUGGUCUUUCAGAAAAACAAAACAUAAAUAUGCCCAUAACGGUAUCCUGACAUUUCUGCUUGAUAUUAUAUGUGGCUCGAAAGUGCUUCAGCUACUGUCAAAACAAGCAUGCAAAAAAGGAGACAAAACGAUGAAAUCUGUCAAAAAGUGUUCAUCACCAGCGUAUUGUGGGCUAAUUGGAUUCCUGUACUGUAGAUUCGGACCCCAAG
Exophiala oligosperma is the source of this 1191-nucleotide messenger RNA. RefSeq names its product 60S ribosomal protein L16. Gene Ontology annotation, biological process: negative regulation of translation; translation. The coding region runs from base 86 to 688 and encodes 200 amino acids. Gene Ontology annotation, molecular function: mRNA binding; structural constituent of ribosome. The transcript has 4 exons. Gene Ontology annotation, cellular component: cytosolic large ribosomal subunit; ribosome. The record is from RefSeq and is a predicted model, not a curated record. Lineage: Eukaryota; Fungi; Ascomycota; Eurotiomycetes; Chaetothyriales; Herpotrichiellaceae.